Molecule: messenger RNA, 2067 nt
Organism: Phaeodactylum tricornutum CCAP 1055/1
Lineage: Eukaryota; Bacillariophyta; Bacillariophyceae; Surirellales; Neidiaceae
Exons: 1
Coding region: 85-1896 (603 amino acids)
Molecular function (GO): nucleic acid binding; ATP binding
Source: RefSeq, a predicted model, not a curated record
CUACCAUGUAGUUCGGCUCACUGUUUACAAUUCGACCUCUAGCGAGAGAGACGUUUCAACCGUAAAGGGGGGGAAUUUGCAACCAUGAGACGAGUCCGUGCGUGUCUCGGUGCGUGUGUGUACGUGACCCACUUGGUCGCGUCGGGGGCAUUGACGGCGAACGACCGACGAAGUCCUACCCGCCCCACACACUGGGUGACCUUGUCGGAUCCCCGGAAGCGGUAUCCUUCCGGAAACAGUCUGUACGCCAAGGAUGUCCCAUUAGCAAACAACAAUCGUCGAUCCGCAGCGCCGUACUCGUACUCAAGUACCCCCGUGAACGACUUGGAUCAAGAUUUUGGCUACUAUGGUGAAAAAGAUGAUGACGAUGAUUGGAUGAGCAAUCCCGUGGAUUUCGACAACAGCAUCGACGAAAGCGCCGUUACUAGCACGAGAAGACCAAAACUUGUCAAAGGGGCCGACAAUUCACGUCCCAAUUCCCAUUUCUUCAGUCGCAAAUCCUUACAAGAUCCAAUCUUUGCGUACCAAACGAAGGGGGCCUCGGAAACCUUUGCCCAAUUGUGCCAGGGGGCUGGUAUUGCGCGUCCCUCCAAAAUUCAGAGUUUGGCUUGGCCCAUCUUGUGCAAAGGCUCCCACACGAUUGUGGCGGACCAAACGGGAUCCGGAAAAACCUUGGCCUAUCUCAUUCCUUUGUUGACACGCGCCUUGGAGGACCGCAACGCUCAGCCGGCCGGAACCGCCGUACCCAACGGAUCGCCUCGUAUCAUCGUCCUGGCUCCGACCGCCGAACUGGCCGACCAAAUUCGAGCCGUUUGCGAACAAAUGACCGCAUCCGUUUCAUUCUCGACCCUUGUAAUCACGGCGACCGGGAAAUAUUCCACUUCGAUUCGUGAUCAAAUUCGUAUGCUCCAACGACAACCCGUGGACGUUCUGAUUUCGACACCUGGACGGAUCGCCACCAUUUUGCGAACGCGCAAUUCUGGCUUGGAUUUGAGUGCGUUGCAAUCCAUCGUUCUCGACGAAGUCGACGUCUUGUUGGUGGACGACACGUUCGGCCCGCAAUUGCGUACGGUCGGGGCGGCGGCACCCCUGGAUCGAACGCAAUUUGUCUUUGUCACGGCAACGCUACCCGACACGGUUGUCGAAACUGUGGAGAAAGAGUUCCGCGGCGUACAGCUAAUCAAAGGCCCCGGUUUACACCGUGUGGCACCGACCGUGCAAGAAAGACUCGUCGACGUCUCCGUCCCUUCUCAAAACAACCGAGACGCCAAACUCUGUUUUGACGUCAAGGCCAAACAACUACUGAAAGCCUUGCGACAGACUCGGUGUCGCCGAACGCUCGUAUUUUGCAAUACCGUGGAAAGUUGCCGCUCGGUGGAAAACUUGCUAAAACGCAAGGAUCGCAAGGGCAACGUCUUUGAAGUCCGCGCCUAUCACAACGCCAUGACACCAGAAAAUCGCAACGAAAAUUUGGCCGUCUUUAGUCACGGCAUUCGGACUACACAACCAGAAAAGGUGGAUUACGUACUGGUGUGCACAGAUCGGGCUGCUCGAGGCGUCGACUUUGAAAGGGCCCCCGUGGAUCACGUCGUCUUGUUCGAUUUUCCCAAAGAUCCGGCCGAAUACGUCCGUCGAGUUGGACGAACGGCGCGAGCGGGACGGACCGGAACGAGCACCGUCUUCGCCUACGGAUGGCAACUGCCGAUCGCUCGUAGCGUCAUGGGAAGCAAGUUGGAUAGCUUCACCAUUGCUCGCGAAGAGCGGGAUGAAAUGGAUACGGAGGAAAUUCGAGGUGGAGUGCAGGCGCGGCUCCACCGAGGUGACGGCGCAAAUAAGAAGCAUGGUUCGAAGCAUAUAAUAAAGGGUAACAUUGAGAGCGGAAAGCAGUGGAAGUGAAAAGAAGACCCGCCUCUCCUUAACAAGGGUCUAUCUAGAGAGAGUUUUGUUGUUCUGCGAGAGUAACUGAGCGAGUAAAGGUAGUAACGGUUUACUCGAAAUGGCAAUUUUCUUUUUUUGACAUUUCAGCUUAACGAAGCAAAUUUAGUGAGCAAAGCAAUAGCAUAAUUU